This is a messenger RNA of Mangifera indica (mango), 2384 nucleotides long. Its product is annotated as MLO-like protein 11. Gene Ontology annotation, biological process: defense response. The transcript has 16 exons. The coding region runs from base 454 to 2121 and encodes 555 amino acids. The record is from RefSeq and is a predicted model, not a curated record. Lineage: Eukaryota; Viridiplantae; Streptophyta; Magnoliopsida; Sapindales; Anacardiaceae. Gene Ontology annotation, cellular component: membrane.
AGCUAGGAAAGAGAUCUCUGCAGCUCUACCUACUUGGAGAUCCUGUUCAUUGUGCUUUUUACCCUUUUUCUUUUCAAUUAAAUAUAUUAAAUUCAUAGAAAAAGCUCACCGCGCUUUUGUUUUUCACUUUUCUUGCAAAAGUGUUUUCUUUACUACAAAGUCUACAGUUCUGUAAUUUCAAAAGAAUCUUCCAUCUCUGAAUCCCAUUUCUCUCUCGUUCCAAGUUCCAAGACCAAUCUGAUGUGAAUGUGGCAGCUUCGAGCUUACUUGAGAUUGAGUUCAUGUCUGAGAACAGCAAACAGAGUUGUCCAGAGAGAAGGAGCAGAUGGGUAUUUAAUGUUUUGAAAACCAUAGGAUAGAGUUAAUAGUAACUGGAUCGAAGUUAACUUCACAGACGAUAAGUGACGUCGUUUUUGGGAAAAUAGUGUUGUUUGGCCGUGAGAUUUGUUUACAAUGGCAGAAAAUAAUGGAAACCAAAUGCGUUCAUUGGCUUUGACUCCAACAUGGUCUGUUGCUACGGUGUUGACUAUCUUUGUUGUUGUUUCUUUGCUUGUGGAGCGCUCAAUCCACCGCCUAAGCAAUUGGUUGCGGAAAACUAAUAGAAAGCCUCUGCUAGCAGCAGUGGAGAAAAUGAAAGAAGAGAUGAUGCUGCUUGGAUUCAUUUCACUCCUUUUAACAGCCACGUCAAGCUUAAUAGCAAAUAUCUGCAUUCCAUCAAAGUUUUAUGAUAGUAAAUUUGCUCCGUGCUUCAGAGCUGAGAUUGAUGAAGAAACUGAAAAUUUAUCUUCUAAAGGCCGUAAAUUGUUGACAAGUUUUUCUUUUCCUCAUCCAUUUAGAAGAAUGUUGAGUGAAUUGAAUCAGAACACCUGCAAAGAGGGGUACGAGCCAUUUGUUUCAUAUCAAGGUCUUGAGCAGUUGCACCGCUUCAUAUUUGUCAUGGCAAUCACACAUGUUUCUUACAGCUGCUUAACUAUGUUGUUGGCUAUUGUGAAGAUUCACAGUUGGAGAGUAUGGGAGGAUGAGGCUCGUAUGGACCAGAAUGAUUGUUUAACUGAAAUCAGAGAUUUGACAAUGCGGAGGCAAACUACCUUUGUCAGAUAUCAUACAUCAAAUCCUUUAGUCAGGAAUAGUUUACUUAUCUGGGUGAUCUGCUUCUUCCGGCAAUUUGGGCGUUCAGUGGUUCGUUCUGAUUACCUUACCCUUCGCAAGGGCUUCAUUAUGAAUCACAACCUCAGUCCAAAAUAUGAUUUUCACAGCUAUAUGAUUAGUUCUAUGGAAGAAGAAUUCCAAAGGAUUGUUGGCGUGAGUGGCCCCCUGUGGGGUUUUGUUGUUGCCUUCAUGCUGUUCAAUGUUAAAGGGUCUAAUCUCUAUUUCUGGAUUGCCAUCAUUCCUAUCACUCUUGUUCUCCUUGUGGGCACAAAGCUACAGCAUGUCAUUGCGACCUUGGCAUUGGAGAAUGCUGGCAUAACUGGAUUCUUUGCAGAAGCAAAGCUUAAACCAAGAGAUGAACUUUUCUGGUUCAAUAAGCCGGAACUAUUGUUGUCCUUGAUCCAUUUCAUUCUCUUCCAGAAUGCAUUUGAGCUGGCUUCAUUUUUUUGGUUCUGGUGGCAGUUUGGCUAUAAUUCAUGCUUUAUUCACAAUCAUUUUUUGGUCUAUGUGCGACUUAUUUUGGGAUUUGCCGGACAGUUUCUAUGCAGCUACAGCACCCUGCCUCUAUAUGCAUUGGUUACACAGAUGGGGACAAACUAUAAGGCGGCAUUGAUUCCACAGAGGAUUAGGGAGACAAUUCAUGGAUGGAAGAAAGCAGCUAGGAGGAAAAGAAGGCAUGGUCUUUUCGCUGAUGAUUCAACCAUACAUACAGACACAAGCACAGUAAUGUCAUUAGAGGAAUAUGAUCAUCAAUUGGUUGAUAUUCCUGAAACCACCAAUGGUACUGACACUGAAAUUGAGUUACAACCACCCAACGAUUCUACAACUCCCCCAGUUGCUAAUGAGACAUCCAGCAGAAUCAGUACACCUCUCCUUCGACCCUCUGCAUCUAUUUCUUCAUCAGCUACACCGCCAUAUUUUCUGACAGAAGUUAUUUCAAGAUCAUAUUCCAUGCCUCCUAGAAGAGAAUGACAGAAUAUCGAGUAUUAGAAAACAAUAUAUAAAAAGAAUACACGUCGAAUGCACUUAAACUGAACUGGGAAAGCAGCAGGCAUAUAAAAGUGAAAUGACUGAACCAUCAACAGUUCUUUCGCUCUCUUUCCCAGAUAUUGCCCAGGUUACGAUUCUCUUGGAAUACAACUAGGAUGUUAGUUGUAACUACAAUCUUGCAAAUACUGAAAUGUAACACAUAGUUGCAGUUGUACAAGUUCUUAGAUUCUUAACUUUCCAUCCAA